Messenger RNA from Lachancea thermotolerans CBS 6340, 3504 nucleotides. RefSeq names its product Mms1p (gene MMS1). Lineage: Eukaryota; Fungi; Ascomycota; Saccharomycetes; Saccharomycetales; Saccharomycetaceae. The transcript has a single exon. Bases 1 to 3504 code for a protein of 1167 amino acids. The record is from RefSeq and is a predicted model, not a curated record.
AUGGUUCUUGACCCCCAGAUAGGGACUUUUGCCUCGAAAGAAGAGACAGAGAACUGCCAUUGGUUUGAUGUCUCGAGCUAUGGAUCAAAGCUCAACAAGCCCGGCAAUGAAGAAAAGUGGUUUAAAGAAAGUGCAGAGUUGCAUUCCCAACUGCCGAUAUUUUGCGGUAACAUCAGAAUAUCGCUCGAGGAAGACAAAUUCAAACAACUGGUUGGCGUUCGCGAUGAAGAACUCAAAAGUUUUGCUCCCUUAGUGAAGCUGCAUGAGCACUUUGGGCUUGGUCCACCAGCAGAUCCAGAAUCUCUUGAUGAUUCAGAUUUGGAGUUUUUGGCUGGUCAAGCUAGCGAACGGGUAUCGAGAAUAGCUCUUCCUCAAGAAACGCUCCAGAUUUCCAAGAAGUUCUUGGUCGUAAGCCGAAACGCCAUGAAGUUGGUGGACAGUAGCGAUGCAUAUGCAUGUCCUUUUGAGAUUAUUGCCUGCGAAAUAGUACGUCAGCCAGGUUUUCAUGAAGAUGUGCUGAUUAUUUUAACAGAGAAAGGCACUUUAUAUACUGUGGCGUUUGAUGCUGAUUUUAGGCCGUUUGUUUUGCAAUGGUGGCACUCAGCGGAUUUUGUGGAUACACCUCGCGCGCUAAAUGUUCACCCCUGUUUUGGGGAGUUUCUUGUGACUACAGAUUAUAAUCUUCAGUUUUUCAAGUUCACUAGCAACUAUCGCUUUGAGCUGAUCAGUAACUUGACCUUUGAAAAUAGCAUCAUAACAGGGUCGACAUUCCUUCACAAUGGCUACAGACCAGACCAUCUGAUGGCAUUUUUGGCACUUUCUCUUUCAGAUAGAAUUACUUUGUGCGUUGCUCAGUGGGGAAAUGUUCACGAGGAGAGGAAAGAGGUGCACCCUCUAAGUUUGCUAAAGAGCGACCCAAUUACAAGUAUCAUCUGCCUUGGCGAUACUCGGUGCCUCAUCUUUACCAACAAAGAAAUCGGACUUGUCACAGCAAAUCAAAUUAUCUCGGGCGAGUUACCAAUUCCUUGUUUCCAGAGAUCUCGUUUAGGCGAUGAAGUUCGAAAAUGUUUUGAUGACCCCGACCUGCUUUCAAUGCUCAAGAGUAUUCGGCCAGAAUUGAAUGACUUUGUGCACUGCACCGUUCUUGCAACCUCAAAUGGCGCGCUUUGUUGCUGUCUGAUAGAUGAUAAAGACAACACAAAAUUUUUAGCAUUGACUAGAUUCAAAGGCCUGUGCAACGCUUUUCUAGCGCUGAAUAGUUGUAAGCCGGGGAACUUUUACGCUGUCAUAAUAUCAAGUUUUGGGCGCUUGUUUGAGAUCUUGCUGGAUCUUACAACAAUAGAGGAAUUAGUCAAAGAUUACAAGAUACCAGCCUUACAAAAUAUUGUAAGCAGGCGUACUCUAUAUGCCGGUCACAUUGCCGGCGAUUCUUUGCUUUAUGUUGCGCCUUCUCAAAUUUAUACGACGAAACAAGAUUGUCUUUUACUACUUUCCCAAGCAACAGUGUCCCGAAUUACCGUGGGUGAACCGAACUUGAGCUGUUCCAGAUUGUUAACUCUGAGGUCUUUCAAAACACUCAACAAAUUAUGCAUUAUUGAUUGUAGCACUUUGCCAGAAAAAUGGAAAAAGCACUUUUUAGACCAGGACGCAUCCGCAGAUGUCUUGCGAUUCUUUAUGAUUGAGAAGACCCCUGCAGGCUCUUCGAACCUUAUUUUGCUCGAAUGGGAUCCUGGUCAUAAAGUGUCAAGGUCGAGAGAACUCGAUGGUGUUCUUAGAGAUGAAAAGCGCGACACAGUUUUAUUCUUCUUCACUGAGGAGAACAUUAUUCAGGUAACGCCACGAACAAUCUAUGUCGACGACCUAGAAGAAACUGGCCGCUAUGAACACUUUACAUCAUGGCCCCUUACUGGAGCUUUGAAUAAUGGUAAAAUGCUGAUUGCAUGGAAUUCAGAGACAGGAAAAAUGCUGUUCUGCCCUGACAUUGAAUCUGCGAGUUCUGAAAAUUUCUUUGAAUUUACCUGCCCAAUGGAGAAUGAACGUUCGGUAAUCACUGCCGUUUCGUUUAUAAGGGCAUCUUCCAUGAGGGCAUGGGUCACCGUGGUUUGCGAUGGUACUGUUUUCUACUUUGAUUGUAGCGCGAUUUCAGAUGGGAUCGAGCCCGUCAGAUGGUUUACAGAUCACCGUAUUGUAUUUGGAAACUCAUGUUUUGAAGGUUCUAUGUUUUGCAAUCUUGAAGGCGAGAUGUACUACUGCUCCCACACACCCCCGAUAGGAGACUGGCACCUGAGCAGGAUGAAUAUAGAAAUCAUGCACAAAGGGCCAUUGGAGAUUCGCUUUUUGAAUACUGAAUUAUGCCUUGUUUUUGCGCCCCAAAAUAUGCUGCUUCUUGACUUGAGAAAGCAAAGCGCAACAAAUAUUCCUCUUGUUGAUGGCAGAAGGAACUCCAUUAUCCUGGACGUUCAGUGCGUUAGAGGCCUUUACUUUGUUCUUUUUAGUGACGGGUUGGAAAUUUUAGAAGCUGACUGUUUUACAAAUACGCCUACUCAGAUCGUGGUUAAGGCUACUAGGAUCAAAGGGAAGAAGUAUUUCUACUCAAGAAAAAUCAACCGUAUGCUAAUAGCCAAUUUGAGAAAGAAAUGUCUCGACUGUGCGAAGUUAGAGAACGGAAAAUUGAUGUCCCUCGAUUCGAAAUGCAUGACUGACUUUGUGACAGUGUUUGAUAUAAUUACGCUUCCCGGAGACUCGCGCGCAAUUUUCCUGGUAAUUGCUGGUACUAUACCAGCAUCUGAUUCUAAAUUUGCAUUAAAACUCAUUGAGAUUUCGCCGUCUCCUGGUAAACUUGUUGUUCGAGAAGUCAGUUAUAAGGCGGUAGAUGCAGAUGAUAUAGGCCAUGUGCAGAUGAGAGCAUCGGCUGCAAACAAGUUCUGGAUUUCUUGUGGCAAGGCCGUUCAGCUGUUACAACUUAAACCUGACGGCUUUGAUUUUGUGCGUAAAAGCGAAACGCUUCCGCAUGGAAUUUGCUGUUUUGAUGCUACUAACGAUUUGCUAGUUGCAGCGACGGAGAAUGACGAGCUCUAUGGCGAAUGCAGGAUUUUGGACGGCGACUGGCGAGCUCUUAACAUGAUCAAUCUUCAUGGCGUCAAAGGUCGCUUGAAGGUCAAUAUCAUCAAUGACAUGUGCGUGGCUGUUUACGGUGACAUCACUGACAAGAAAGGUGCUCUCGUCAGUCAAAUAUUUUUUUACCGAGUUGUAGGUGCACGCCUUGAGUGCUAUAACACGAUAACAUUUAAAGAGUCCAUUCGCGAUGUUCAAUACUCACAGAAGAAUAACGAGUUGUGCGUCCUUCAAGAGGAUGGUGUCAUCCGUUUAUUCCAAGGUGUUGAGAAAGAGCACGAGAUCCAAGGAAUUAUCGGCCAACCGGAAAGUAUCUGCUUUUCUCAUGCUUCGUCACAGUCCGGUUGUUGGCGAAUAUCUGCUACGGAGUUAUCGCCAGUCACAAAGUAA